This is a messenger RNA of Ziziphus jujuba (common jujube), 1957 nucleotides long. Its product is annotated as zingipain-2. The transcript has 2 exons. Gene Ontology annotation, molecular function: cysteine-type endopeptidase activity. NCBI's taxonomy places the organism in Eukaryota, Viridiplantae, Streptophyta, Magnoliopsida, Rosales, Rhamnaceae. The coding region runs from base 199 to 1206 and encodes 335 amino acids. The record is from RefSeq and is a predicted model, not a curated record. Gene Ontology annotation, cellular component: lysosome.
GCGAGAAAAACAUGAACAAGCAAGGGCAGUACUACCAAAAUACCUCGUAUAGAAGGGGAAAAAAAAAAAUAAUUGCCUAGACGGAUCUACUUAUAUGUUGGCAUUGUGAAUAUGGAAUCAGCAUCACACUCCAAAGCUUAUUUAUAUUCAUUCUAAUUUUAAACUUGGCACUCUCAAUGACAUUUAACUAAGCCACUCAUGGAGAGAAUUAAAAUUCCAAGGCAUGCUAGCGUAGCCAUUCUAGUUUUGUUAGUCUUAUGGUUGCCUUCAACUGCAGCUUACGAUCCAAAAGCCAUGAAGGAGAGAUUUGAGAGUUGGCUGGCAAGAUAUGAUCGACAAUUUAAAAGUAGAGAGGAAUGGGCGUUUCGUUUUGGGAUUUACCAGAUGAAUGUUCAGUUCAUCGACUUUGUGAAUUCUCAAAAACGUUCCUACAAACUCACUGACAACAUAUUUGCAGAUCUGUCAAAUGCAGAGUUUAGAGCCAAGCACUUGGGCUACCAAUAUGUCUGGAAUCCACCUUUAGGCCCCAGAUAUUGCCAACACGGGGAUUUACCUGAGGAAGUGGAUUGGAGAGAGAAAGGUGCCGUGACUCCUGUCAAGGAUCAAGGCCAAUGUGGAAGUUGUUGGGCGUUCUCUGCAGUAGCAGCUGUUGAAGGUAUCAACCAAAUCAAAACAGGAAAAUUAGUGUCUCUUUCGGAACAAGAGCUUGUGGACUGUGACAUUGACAGUGGAAAUGAAGGAUGCAAUGGUGGAUUAAUGGAUAAAGCAUUUGAUUUCAUCAAAAGGAAUGGGCUCACCACUGAGACUAAUUAUCCUUAUAAAGGGACAGAUGGUACCUGCAACAAAGACAAAAAGAGAGAACAUGCAGUUGGAAUAAGCGGACAUGAGAAGGUACCCGCCAAUAACGAAAACGGUCUACAGGCAGCAGUUGCCAAACAACCUGUCUCUGUGGCAAUAGAUGCAGGUAGUUAUGAGUUUCAACUAUAUUCAGAAGGUAUCUUUGAUGGGCCAUGUGGAAAAGACCUAAACCAUGGAGUUACAGCAGUUGGGUAUGGAGAAGACAAUGGUAAAAAGUACUGGCUUGUGAAGAAUUCAUGGGGAACAGAAUGGGGCGAAUCUGGUUAUAUCAGAAUCUCGCGUGAUUCAAGAGAUAAAGAAGGCACAUGCGGCAUUGCCAUGGAGGCUAGCUACCCACUAAAGGCUUGAUAAGUGCUGAAGAUUAAUUGGCCUUUUCUGGUUCUAGGAUGAUACAUGUUAUCUUCAAACUUCAUACAAAAAGCCACGUAUUUUAUUAGGGUACUGAAAUCAAUAAGAAAUCUAUAUGAAACACAAAAGCAAUACAUUGCUAUAAGAUGGAAACUUAAAAUAGAACAAAGGAUCAUUCUUCAAGUUAACAAAGUACAUCAUGAACAACCCAACCAGUCUCAUUGCUUUUGAUUCUACCAGUCUCAUUGCCUUUUGAAUCUUCUACUUCCUUUUGCUAAUAUGAAAUUUCAUUGAAAAGACAUACCAAUACAAGUAUCAGGAAACAAAGGAAAACAAAAACAAUACCAACGGUUAUUGCGCUUGCAUGACUAUAAACAGUUACAUUGUAGAUGGCUAAGAACUGACUUCUGCUUAGUUACAUUAUAGAUGGCCAAGAACUGACUUCUACUUUCCCCUACUUUGAUUGACUGCUUAGCAUGUGAAGGAAAUGACUAGAAAACUAUGAACUUCGGAUAUUUGAGGGCUGAAUAAUUUGAGUCAAUAUAAUACCAAUUUUGAUCAUUCGUAUUUAGUCAGCUUGAGCUCCAUCAUCAUCAUCUAUGUGCUCUCUGGCGACACUGAAGCUCAUAAUUAAGAUACAUCAAAGAACUGAGAAGAUAGACACUUUUUACACACACACACACACGCACACACGCACACACACACACACACAAAGUACCCAAAAAAAAAAAAAAAAAAAAAAAAAAAGAAA